Messenger RNA from Dermatophagoides farinae (American house dust mite), 1899 nucleotides. RefSeq names its product origin recognition complex subunit 4 (gene Orc4). NCBI's taxonomy places the organism in Eukaryota, Metazoa, Arthropoda, Arachnida, Sarcoptiformes, Pyroglyphidae. Gene Ontology annotation, molecular function: ATP hydrolysis activity; DNA replication origin binding; ATP binding. Gene Ontology annotation, biological process: DNA replication; DNA replication initiation. The record is from RefSeq and is a predicted model, not a curated record. Gene Ontology annotation, cellular component: nuclear origin of replication recognition complex; nucleus.
UAACAUUGUCUAUGAAUGGACCAAACGCGAUUGGAAUGAGUGUUUUUUUUAGAUUUUUUUAAAUCAUCAAGUUUUUUGACAAUUUUUUUGAAAUUCAUCAAUAAAUUGACUGUGUGACAAUAUGAUUGAAACACGUCGUCGUAGUUGUCGUAUUUUAACAAAAGGACUUGAAGCAUCGGACGAAACAUUGACUACACCCACCAAUGGACGACGACGACAACAACAACAACAACAACAAAUGACGAAAACGAAAAACAACAAAGAUGAAAGAUCUAGUAAAAGUAAAAUUGCUAAAAAAAGUAAAAAUGAAACUCAAAAUUGUAACAGCAAUUGUAAUCAGAAGAUGAAUAAGAAGAAGAAGAAAAAACUAUCGUUGAAUGCUGUUGUUGAUGUUGAGAAACCAAAUGAUGAUAAAAAUCUUGUAAAUGACAAUGUGACAGAAAAGACGCAUUCAUCAUAUUGUUGUAUUGAUGAUGGUGGUCAAAAUGGUCUUUUCAAUUCUUACAAUGAUGAAAUCAUUUACAUUAACAAAAUGAUUGAAAAUCUUUUGAAAACAUCGGAAGCUAACUCGUUGAUUGUUUGUGGUGAUGCUGGUGUUGGUAAAACGAAAUUAAUUGAAACUUGUCUCACAUCGUUUCCGGUAUUGUCGUCAUCGUCCUCAUUAUCAAAAUCUUCAUCAUCAUCAUCAUCAUUGAAUCAUCAUAAAAAUAAUGAUGCAAAUUUUAAAGUCAACAAUUUCAAUCAUCUUAAAGUUGCAUUGUUCAAAUUUGAUGGCGCCAUUCAUGGCAAAGAUGAUUUAGCAACAAUACGUUUGAUUGGUCGAUGUUUAAAUCGGUUUCUCGAUCAACAACAACAAGACAGCAACGAUCUUGAUUUAACAGAUGAUGAGAGAGACUUGAUGUUUGAUGAUCUGGAACUGUCGGAAAGAGUAAAUAAUUCUAUACCGAAGAUUAUGUCUCAGUUUCGUAAUUUGACUGAAAAUUAUCAAAAUUUUCGUUCGAUUAUUGUAUUGGAUAAUUUUGAUGUGUUCUGUAGAAAACAACAGACACUACUUUACAAUCUAUUGGAUUUAACACAACAUGGCCGAUCGAUUUUGGUCAUAGGCAUCACACGAAGACUUGAUUAUAUUGAACUUUUAGAAAAACGGGUCAGAUCACGAUUAACACAACGUGUCGUUCAUUUAGUAUCGCCAUUCAAACAAUAUGAUUUAUACAAAACUUGUUGCAUGUCCAGGAUACAGCGUCUUUGUCAAGAGAAUCCAACAUUGGAAACCAAUUUCAUUGCCAAUAAAUCACUGAUUGAAUCUGAACUAGUGAGAUCGUUUGCAAUCAAUCCAAAUUUCAAUGAAAUCAAUCGUAUUGUUUUUGAAUAUUCAUUUUAUCACGAACCGGAUGACCGUAAUGACAAUAACUUUGAAAUGGACAAUAAAGAAAAUAACAAAAAGACGAAACUUUUAUCAUUGAUUACUGAUCCACAAAUUAUUGCUAUAUCUCGAUUGAAAAAAAAUGAUCUCAUAUUUCUAAUGAUUCUAUUACGCCAUUUACGUAAUGAAGAUGUUAAAAUAUUCACCUGUGCCGAUCUAUUCAAUUGGAGUAUUGGCUGUACACUAUUACGUAAAACACGAAUGGGAUUGAUUAUAAAAUCCAUAAACAAUCUGAUCAAUUCGGAUAUGAUAAUAUUCGAAAGUGAUUGUUAUUCACGACGAAAAACGAGCAAACAGAAUAUUGCCUGUGUUAAUAAAUGGACCAAAUUGGUGCCAAAUGUUUCCGAACAACAUUUGGAACAAUUUAUCAAAUAUUUCGAACAUAUUCUACCACAAGCAAUUAAACGAUUGUGGUAACCAUAUUUUUUUCAAUGUGAUAAAAUAAUCCAAUAAAAAUGAAUUUGAAAUGAGAAAUA